GGUCGGCGGGGAUUUGUUUUGCACUCUCUAGACUUCCUCCUCUGCGUGUUUUCAUAAACAAACCACAUUUUUCUUCCACCGGGGCCGCAGCACGGUUAUCUCGGUCGCCUGCCAACAUUGUCGAAAUUCGGCUGCCGUUUCAGCGAAGGUAGUAGAAGAACUUUGAAGGCUGUUGGGGAUUCAAACGAGGGACGCGGGUAAACAGGCUCCGCUGCAACCACCACAGGCUGUCUGUUUGUCUUUAUUGUCCGAGCCGUCAGCGCGUGGUCGACUGUUGGACCGAGCCGACCUGCCGACCACAUACCUGCCCUCACCGUUGGAUGAUUUCCGUCUGUCAGUCGCAUUGGUCUGCUGUGUAGACUGCGAAGAGUUUCAGUUUUUGUCAGACAUGGUGAAGCUAACGAAAGCCAAGACAUUCCAGGCUUACCUGGACUCCUGCCACCGCCGCUACAGCUGUGUGCACUGCCGCGCCCACCUGGCCAACCAUGACGAUCUUAUCUCCAAGUCUUUCCAAGGCAGUCAGGGCCGAGCCUACCUGUUCAACUCUGUGGUGAACGUCGGCUGUGGUCCUGCGGAGGAGAGGCUGCUGCUCACGGGCCUUCACGCAGUAGCCGACAUCUACUGUGAAAACUGUCACACCACACUUGGCUGGAAAUAUGAACAAGCCUUUGAGCUGAGUCAGAAGUACAAGGAGGGGAAGUUUAUCAUCGAGCUGUCCCACAUGAUAAAGGACAACGGCUGGGACUGAGAGGGAAAUCUUCAUCUUUUCUUCAUGACUCUUUCAAAAGUUGCAUCCCCUUGACUUAAAAGGGUUCCAGUGUAGCCUCCUCAUCCCGCGUACGAGCCAUCGCUGUGCCACACUUUCACUUUGUACGGCUUUGCCAAGAAUAGCAUGUGAUGCCUUAUCUUUUUCUGUUCUUCAUGUUUUUCCGGCGACCACAACAACACAUUUGCUGAUAUUGCUAUCCCAAUUGCUAGUUGUGCUGGGACAUGGACUGAAUGGGUGCAGGGUUUGUGUGUGUGAACGACUGGGAGAUGUAGUCACACAGGCACGUGUGCAUGUUGGAUUUUGAAGCGUGUGUUUGAGUGAUGAAACCCGUAUCAGCGACCACGAAGCUCGCUCUGUGGGGGCGAGGCCAGAGCAAGUUAAAUAUUGACCUUAUUAUACACGAGACUAAGGUAUUUGGUUUUCCUUUUGAUUUUAAGGUGCACAUUUAGACAUAUCUGGCCCAAAAUGAGCAUUGUAUUUAGGCCUGUUUGACCCAUAGAUAAUUUAUGAGUGAUGCAAGGGUAUGGGAAUACUUCGAGCAGUGGGGGGGCUUGUUUUUUAUCAGUGAAAUUCAUGUUUUUUAUGGUAAGAUCAGUAAUACUUGUUCAUAUUUUGCCAAAGGCAAUCAGGAUGUUGAAUUAGUAAAAUGGAAUGCCGCACAAGUCUUCUACAAGAAUUCUUAAAUCUGGAGUAUGAGUGUUGUAUGCUUGCAGGUAUAGAUUUUACUGUGUGUGUGUGUGUGUGUGCGCGUGUGUGUCUGUGCAGCGUAUGCUGAGCUGGAUACAUGUGGGGUUCACAUCUAGAGUUUUCACUGCACAGCCAGGAUAUCUUGACUUUCACUUCAUGCUGAUGAGAUCUAUCCUACAUGUGUUUGUGUUUAACCUAACACUGAGCUGCCCUUACAGAUACAUUUACUCGAUUGUGUUAAAGUGUGAUUAGGACUAUGUAGCAUAUUUAUGGUGAUUUUAAUGUCUGCUUCUUCCAUUAAAAGUGUAUUAUUUUAACCUAAUCUUUCAUUAAAAUACAGUGUGUAUGUAACCUGUGCA
Molecule: messenger RNA, 1815 nt
Organism: Acanthopagrus latus (yellowfin seabream)
Lineage: Eukaryota; Metazoa; Chordata; Actinopteri; Spariformes; Sparidae
Gene: ypel3
Product: yippee-like 3
Exons: 5
Coding region: 389-748 (119 amino acids)
Source: RefSeq, a predicted model, not a curated record